Messenger RNA from Tupaia belangeri chinensis (Chinese tree shrew), 3658 nucleotides. RefSeq names its product calcium homeostasis endoplasmic reticulum protein (gene CHERP). The record is from RefSeq and is a predicted model, not a curated record. Gene Ontology annotation, molecular function: RNA binding. Lineage: Eukaryota; Metazoa; Chordata; Mammalia; Scandentia; Tupaiidae. Gene Ontology annotation, biological process: RNA processing; intracellular calcium ion homeostasis. Gene Ontology annotation, cellular component: perinuclear region of cytoplasm.
CGCGUGGCCUUUUCUCCGUCCUGCAGAUCAGGAGCUUCGAAAUGUCAUCGACAAGCUGGCUCAGUUCGUGGCUCGGAACGGGCCGGAGUUUGAGAAGAUGACGAUGGAGAAGCAGAAGGACAACCCCAAAUUCUCUUUCCUGUUCGGAGGCGAAUUCUACAGUUACUACAAGUACAAACUGGCGUUGGAGCAGCAGCAGCUUAUCUGCAAACAGCAGGCGCCCGAGCUGGAGCCGGCCGCAGCCCUGCCGCCUUCUCAGCCCCCGCUGGCCCCGGCCGCGCCCAUCCCGCCGACCCAGGGCACCCCGUCCAUGGACGAGCUGAUCCAGCAGAGCCAGUGGAACCUGCAGCAGCAGGAGCAGCACCUGCUGGCCCUCAGACAGGAGCAGGUGACGGCGGCCCUGGCCCACGCGGUGGAGCAGCAGAUGCAGAAGCUCUUGGAGGAAACGCAGCUGGACAUGACUGAGUUCGACAACCUGCUGCAGCCCAUCAUCGACACCUGCACCAAGGACGCCAUCUCGGCCGGGAAGAACUGGAUGUUCAGCAACGCCAAGUCGCCGCCGCACUGCGAGCUGAUGGCGGGCCACCUGCGCAACCGCAUCACGGCCGAGGGGGCGCACUUCGAGCUGCGGCUGCACCUCAUCUACCUGAUCAAUGACGUGCUACACCACUGCCAGCGCAAGCAGGCCAGGGAGCUGCUGGCGGCCCUGCAGAAGGUGGUGGUGCCCAUCUACUGCACCAGCUUCUUGGCAGUGGAGGAGGACAAGCAGCAGAAGAUCGAGCGGCUCCUGCAGCUCUGGGAGAAGAACGGCUACUUCGACGACUCCAUCAUCCAGCAGCUGCAGAGCCCGGCCCUGGGGCUCGGCCAGUACCAGGCCACUCUCAUCAUCGAGUACUCGUCGGUGGUGCAGCCGGUGCAGCUGGCCUUCCAGCAGCAGAUCCAGAACCUCAAGACCCAGCACGAGGAGUUCGUCAACAGCCUGGCCCAGCAGCAGCAGCAGCAGCAGCAGCCAGCAGACGCGGGUAGGCCUGCUCUGGGUCAGGGGGCGCCCCCUGCUGGCUGGCCUGUUCUAAACCACUUGUGCUUGGGUUCAGAUGACAACAAGCCUCCCAUCCAAAUGCCUGGCUCUUCGGAGUACGACGCCGCAGGAGGGGUCCAGGAGUCUGCAGCCGCAGGCCCCCGGGGUCCUGGGCCCCACGACCAGAUUCCACCUAACAAGCCCCCAUGGUUUGACCAGCCUCACCCUGUUGCUCCUUGGGGCCAACAGCAGCCUCCAGAACAGCCCCCCUACCCGCACCACCAGGGCGGGCCGCCCCACUGCCCCCCCUGGAACAACAGCCACGAGGGCAUGUGGGGAGACAUGCAGCGGCCGCCACACUUCCGCGGGCCCUUCCCGCCCCACCAGCAGCACCCGCAGUUCAACCAGCCGCCGCACCCCCACGGCUUCAACCGCUUCCCGCCCCGCUUCAUGCAGGACGACUUCCCCCCGCGGCACCCCUUCGAGCGGCCGCCCUACCCUCACCGCUUCGACUACCCCCAGGGGGACUUCCCUGCCGAGAUGGGUCCCCCUCACCACCACCCUGGCCACCGCAUGCCUCACCCUGGCAUCAACGAGCACCCGCCCUGGGCUGGGCCCCAGCACCCCGACUUCGGCCCUCCACCCCACGGCUUCAACGGCCAGCCCCCCCACAUGCGGCGGCAGGGCCCUCCCCACAUCAACCAUGACGAUCCCAGCCUGGUCCCCAACGUACCCUACUUCGACCUCCCUGCUGGGCUGAUGGCCCCCCUCGUGAAGCUGGAAGACCACGAGUACAAGCCUCUGGACCCCAAGGACAUCCGCCUCCCGCCCCCCAUGCCGCCCAGCGAGAGGCUGCUGGCCGCUGUGGAGGCCUUCUACAGCCCCCCGUCCCACGACAGGCCCAGGAACAGCGAAGGCUGGGAGCAGAACGGCCUGUACGAGUUCUUCCGAGCCAAGAUGCGGGCCUGGCGGAGGAAAGGCCAGGAGAAGAGGAACAGCGGCCCCUCCAGGUCCCGGAGCAGAUCCAAAAGCCGAGGGCGCUCGUCCUCCCGCUCCAACUCGAGGUCCUCCAAGUCGUCCUGCUCCUUCUCGAGGUCGCGCUCCUGCUCGCGCUCCUACUCCCGCUCCAGGUCCAGUCCCCCGGUGCUCUGCUGUCCUGGACGCGGGCGGCCCGGAGACCCCUGCCCCCACAGCGGCACCCUGUUAGGGGUCACCCUAAAGCCCGGCAGUAGCUGGGCGGUGCUGUCGUUGGGGGGUGACCUGGGGGGUGCUCGUCCUCUCCGGGCGAGGCGGUCGGGCACAGAGCGGCCGGGGCCCUCGCUUCCCCACACUCGGAUCGUGGUCUCGAACCCCGUCACCCGCCCUCGUUUCAGCUCCUCAGCUGGUCUGGGUUCUAACUCGGCCCCUCCUGUUCCUGACUCGAGGCUGGGGGAGGAGAACAAAGGACAUCAGAUGCUCGUGAAGAUGGGCUGGAGCGGCUCCGGGGGUCUCGGGGCGAAGGAACAAGGGAUCCAGGACCCCAUCAAGGGCGGGGACGUGCGGGACAAGUGGGACCAGUACAAGGGCGUGGGCGUGGCGCUGGACGACCCCUACGAGAACUACCGCAGGAACAAGAGCUACUCCUUCAUCGCGCGCAUGAAGGCCCGGGAGGAGUUCUCCACGCGCGGGGAGCGCCAGGAAGAGAAGGAAGACUGACGCGCCGCGAGGGCGAGGGCGGGCCAGGCCCGAGCCCCUCUUACAGCCAAGCAGGAAACGGGACCCUCGGCCCCGGCAGACUCGGCCUCCUCCCUGCGUCACAUGCCGUCGCCAGAGGCGUGGGAUGCCCCACGCAGACACUAGGGGUGGCACCCCUCGCCCGUGUGGGCCAGCCCCGCGUGGCUCCCUCCAGCAGGCCAGAGGGGAGAGCCACAGCGGGUGCCAGAAAACAGAGAAACCAACUCCGGACUUGCAGAAGUUCGGGACGUUUUUUUUUAUUACUAUUAUUACUUUACUCCAAUUGGUUUAGUUUUAGAAAACAAUACUGACGGAAGGCGAUCCCCAGGGAGAUCAUCUGAAACCCAACCCCUUGCCGAUGUACCGGCCCUUAGUUUGGUUCAGUUGUAUACUUUUUUUUUUUUUUGGUCAGAUGUUAGCCAUUUGGUAUCGGGAGACACAAAGGUUCUAGGAAGGCGGGUCUAAGGCAUCGAAAAGGCCCAGGUCGGUGCCCGUGGGGGAUCUGUACUCGGGCAUCUCUGCCCUUGUGUCCUGAGCGCAGAUCCACCGGGUGGCACUCGGCCACCCGCCCCGCCACCUAGGGGGUGAGGCCGGGAGGGGAGCCCUCUGCCGGAUGCCACUAAGUGACUGGGGCACCUCGCCAGGCUGAGCCACACCCGGAGUCCCGGGCAGCCUGCUGGGUGCGAUGCCCUUUCUUUGUACAGAAACAUUUUUGAAAAUAAUAAUAAUAAAGCAAAAGUUCUUUUUCCAUAAGAUCCAAACCCUCCCGAUGUUUGACCCCGAUGCAGCCUUUGAUUUCGUUCUCGAUUUCCUGUAGCUGUGACUUGUCCCCUCGUGUCUGAUUCAGGAUAAAAUGUAAACACGUGCUGUUAACACUUUCUUGUGGAUUUUACUGUUUUGCUUUCAAAUAAAGACUUUUUUUAAAGA